Messenger RNA from Pestalotiopsis fici W106-1, 1242 nucleotides. RefSeq lists its product as uncharacterized. The transcript has a single exon. Gene Ontology annotation, molecular function: oxidoreductase activity, acting on NAD(P)H. The record is from RefSeq and is a predicted model, not a curated record. Bases 1 to 1242 code for a protein of 413 amino acids. NCBI's taxonomy places the organism in Eukaryota, Fungi, Ascomycota, Sordariomycetes, Amphisphaeriales, Sporocadaceae.
AUGUCUCCUAUCAACAUUAUAAAGAGCUACUUGCAUUUUCGGUUCCAUCGCUGGGAUGUGUACGCCAGCAAUCGGCCGCUGCAUGGCAAACAAGAAUCACACGCGUGUGCUUGCGAUUCGGAGGCUCAGCUCGAAGCGAAAACUGGGCUGGGCUUGUGCGACCAAGGUGCACCCCAUCGCGACUCGACAUUCCACGAGGCACUUGCUGUUACCUCCAGCGGACGAUAUGAAGUGUUGCAAAUCAAGUCGAAAGGGUCUCUUGGGGAGUCAGAAGUUCAGAUAUGCACUCGAGCAAUCGGAUUGAAUCCCAUUGACUGGAAGUCCGUUGACUUCUCCAUGUGUAUGCCAGAGUUUCCCUGGGUCAAUGGACGGGAGCUGGCCGGCGUGGUGGAGGCUGUGGGCAGCACAGUCAGCUAUAUCAGACCUGGCGAUCGGGUUUGGUCGAGCACAUACUACAGAAAGCGUGAAGCUGGAUGUUUUCAGGCCCGUGUGGUGGUGCCAGCACAUACAGUCCUGCCCCUACCUUCAGACUUGUCUUUUGAAGAUGGAGCGUGUCUCGGAGUUCCUGGGCUCACUGCAGCAAUGACGCUCUGGCAUUGGCUUGGCGUACCUAUGCCCUGCGAUGCUACCAUGCACCCCACAGCUCAGGGGGCCCAGGGACAAGGACCAAUCCUGAUAUGGGGUGGCUCGACCAUCACUGGACAAUUUGCAAUUCAAUUGGCCACGCUGAGUGGCCUAGACGUUAUUGCUGUGACUUCAGGAAAGACGAGUGCUGUAGCUCAAUCCCUCGGUGCCAAGUGCGUGGUGGUGCGAGACGGCAAAACAAACGACCACAUCGUCGCUGAAAUCUCCGCUGCGGUAGCAAGCCUUGCAGGAAGUCCAGAUGCCCUGACCAAAGCGAUUGACAUUGUUGGUCCCGAGACCGCAAUACAUACGAUGGGAGCUUUAUCGUCCAGUCAGCCCUCCACCAUAGCGGCUCUGUCGUUCUUGCCAUCAGGUGCUACUGUUCCUGACAAUAUUACCGUAGCAAACGUGCAGAUGAAGGACUUCGUCCUUUGCCCCGAGUCUCGUAAAUAUGCUCUCGAGCUUAAUCGUCUGAUUGCAUCAAAAAUCGUACAGCUGCCGUCUCACGAGAUCUCCAGCUGUGGACUGUCAGGGAUUCCUACAGGAUUGCAAAGGCUCAAGGAAGGCGAUAUGGGAGGCAAGAAACUAGUAGUUUCGCUACAGACCGAUAGAAUUUGA